Molecule: messenger RNA, 548 nt
Organism: Myotis davidii
Lineage: Eukaryota; Metazoa; Chordata; Mammalia; Chiroptera; Vespertilionidae
Product: chromosome unknown open reading frame, human C1orf122
Exons: 2
Source: RefSeq, a predicted model, not a curated record
CGUCCACCGGCUAGAUUAGCUGAGCCCCAGCUUCCCCUGAGAGUGAACGUGUCCCCGCUGCUGUACCUCCCACUUUUCAUCUGGAAUGUCUCAUCCAAACCCGGGGCGCCCCCCCAGCCAGCGGUCUGCGCCAGAGGCGGUUUCCCUAAGGAUGCUGGCGAUGGAGCUGCGGAACCCUGACCGCUCCCGAGCCCGUGGCCCUGAGCUCUCUCCCUCCGGGGGGCUGGUGGCUGGACUCUGAACAACUGCCUUCAGUAAAGGACCAGUCUUCACUGGCAGCGGCUGGAACUUGGCCCUCAGCCUGGGGUGGCAGCUCUGCUAGCGGCGGGUUCACUCCUUCCUGGCUGAUGCAGUGCUGAGCUUUGAAAUGUAGCCGAACACCCAGCCCGAUGACCGGAGUUGGGCAGGCCAGCAGUGCUCGCCAGAGUGGUCUGGCCUGCUUCCGGGGAUCCAGGUGGUGUUACAUGUCCAUUUCAUGCUUUGGGGGCUCCACAUCCCACACAACACUUUUAGCAGAGCCUUGAUUAAAAGGAAGCCUGCAGACUCUC